Exophiala aquamarina CBS 119918 is the source of this 1536-nucleotide messenger RNA. RefSeq lists its product as uncharacterized. NCBI's taxonomy places the organism in Eukaryota, Fungi, Ascomycota, Eurotiomycetes, Chaetothyriales, Herpotrichiellaceae. The record is from RefSeq and is a predicted model, not a curated record. Bases 1 to 1536 code for a protein of 511 amino acids. The transcript has 3 exons.
AUGCCGCACAAGAGAAUCAUCGUGUGCUGUGAUGGAACCUGGAACAACGCCGAUGGCACCGGUCAAGUUCCCACCAAUGUCGCUAAACUUGCUCGAUGCAUCGACAACGAGGCUGAAGUAUACGAAGAUGGCAAGGAGGUCUUAAUCAAACAAGUUGUAUAUUAUCAACGUGGAAUCGGCUCUGUCGGCGGCUGGCUCUUUGGGAAGUUCGAAAAUGCAAUUGAAGGUGCUACAGGACGUGGCGUCCGUGAGAAUAUUAUGCAAGCAUAUCAAUUCAUAUGUCUAAAUUACCAACACGGAGACGAAAUCUUUCUCUUUGGAUUUUCCAGGGGCGCUUUCACCGCGCGGAGCAUUGGGCAUCUAAUCUGGACGAUGGGCCUGUUGACCCAUCGUGGGCUGAGGCAGCUCGGUUCGAUAUUCGAACAGUGGGAAAGCCAGAACGAAACAGAAAAGGUAAAGGGCUCACUUGAUGACGAUCAAGAAGUGAAGGACUAUUUUCGGGACUUACUGGCUAGAGAAAUGACACGUCCAGGUAUACCAAUCAAGGUGUGUGGUGUCUGGGACACCGUCGGGUCACUGGGUCUUCCUAGACCCUUCUUUCUACCCCAGCCGGUCGGGAAAAAGCUAGCGUUCGUCAAUACCAAAGUCCUCCCGAACGUGGAGUACGCUUUCCAUGCGCUGGCUUUGGACGAACGGCGCAGACAGUUUAAACCCACGCUUUGGGAGAAACCUGAAGGACAGGAGCUUCCUCGUGUGCUGAGGCAAUGCUGGUUUCCCGGGUCUCAUUCAGACGUUGGUGGUGGUUUAAAGGAUGGGGCGGCAGCAAGGCUGCCGCUUGCUUGGAUGCUUAGCCAAUUGGAUGGUCUUUUAGAAUUCGACCCUUUAGCGGUUGGUCAGUUCAUGCGAGUAUCAGAGUCAUCACCUAGCAUCUUAGGACGAAUCCACAACUCCAUGAGCCUGUUUUUCUUAUUUGGAGGCUCCUAUUUCCGAGUACCGGGAACUUUCACCUCCGUUAACCCUCGGACCCGUGAGUAUACAGAUCAACGACUGAGAAACACAUACGAGUCUAUCCACUGGUCUGCUCGUGAGCGAAUGUCGGAGCAGGUCGAUGACUACGACAAGGCAGGCCUAGUCAAUUUCAGGAUGAAGGGAGUCGUCACUGAGCUAGACAGCCCUAUUGUGCACGAGGCUGAAGAACAAGAGGUCCUCCCACUGCCUGGACCUCCUGGGAGACGGACAGUUGUGCAAUGGGUCAAUCAGAAGCUCGAUGUCGCUUUGAUGGAAGACGAUUUAAGAGAGUACGAGCGUAAGAUCCUAAAGCUCUGGGGCCUGCAGCAACUCUACGCAAUGACAAUCGACAAAACUGCAGAGGACAACUUCACGUCGGAAAACAGUCUUGAUAGCGCACAUGGUGGAAGUGUUGCAGAGCGAUUGCAGCGGCUAAGUCUUCAUGGAAAACGACCUACUGCUGAAUUGACGCUCGAGACACCGCCCGAGCUGCGCGCUCAACCUGCACCAAGGUCGGAGACGUUCUGA